This is a messenger RNA of Patella vulgata (common limpet), 6894 nucleotides long. RefSeq lists its product as uncharacterized. The record is from RefSeq and is a predicted model, not a curated record. Gene Ontology annotation, molecular function: protein binding. Gene Ontology annotation, biological process: signal transduction. The coding region runs from base 323 to 4999 and encodes 1558 amino acids. NCBI's taxonomy places the organism in Eukaryota, Metazoa, Mollusca, Gastropoda, Patellidae. The transcript is spliced from 23 exons.
UCUCGAAGUGGUAUCAGGUGUUCUAGAAGUGGUAUCAGGUGUUCUAGAAGUGGUAUCGGGUGUUCUAGAUUAGAAGUGGUAUCAGGUGUUCUAGAUUAGAAGUGAUGUCGGGUGUUCUAGAAGUGGUAUCGGAUGGUCAAAGGUCUUAAAUUAAUAUAUGUAACAGAUAAGUGCGUAACAGAUGACAGUGUAACAGAUGACAGUGUAACAGAUGACUUUGUAUCAUACUGGAUUGCAAAGGAAUUUUGUAUAUUUCUUGUUUACAGCUCUGUAACAUUGGUGUAUUUUGUAUAAUAUAACCGAGAACAGUAAAUCUAUAACAAUGUCAGUGGACGUAGUCGCCAUUAUAAACAGGACAGAUUUCAUGAACGCCACUUAUGAAAGCAGAAAGCAUUAUGAAGACGCACUACGCAAUUGGACCAUGGAUAUCAAGGCACGACCAGCCAUGGACAGUGUUGACGAAUUCUGCAGGAUUUUUAGAGCUUUAACGGCUAAAAUCUGUACAACUGACUUUCAGAAUGAGGUGGGCGCCAAAAUGGUUUCAGUCCUGAUAAAACGCAUGUCCUAUGAGUGGAGUGAUGUUAUGUUCGAGAAUCACUUGGUACCUCUACAGGAGCUUGUUAUACAGUUUUAUAUUGAUGUAUUAAAACUCGGACCACGAGAGGCCCAUGUUUGUGUUGUAAGGUCAAUGUUAGAGCCACUUUAUAGCUACUUGGAGAAAUGUUCAGUUGAGAAAUGGAAAGAAUUAUUAAACCUGUUUAGAGAAGUUUUCAAAUCGUCACCAGCUGAAGAGUUUGCUAAACAUUUGUCAGAUCUUUUUGAAAUUCUUGUCGAAGCCAAGUCCGAGAAGAAGGAGAAUUUACAAACAAAAUUUGCUGAGCUAUAUCUUUUUUUUGAACUAAAUUUCCUGAAGGAAGAGAAAAAGGUCUAUGAUAUGUAUCACAGUCUUGGUGUUAAAAUAUGCUAUAAAUAUGAUAGAAGUGUUUUUAAGGUCGCAAAAGACGCAGAGUUUUACAGAAGUUGUCUGAAAUACUUUAUUGCUAUUUUAAGCGACCCAGGUGGUCCGUAUGAAGAGGAUAAAAUCAAGCAAAUCACCUCUAUAUUUGACAAGCUUAAAUCGGGUUUACAGGACAGUAAUAUGUUUGAAGACAUCUGUGAAGAUACGAUAGAUUUUGUUUUAAUAUUAAGUAAAAAGACAGACGGACCGGAAGCUGAUAAAGUUGUAGAAGGAAUGGGUUAUUAUUAUUCCCGUAUAAAAGCUGAUACAAUUAAGGGCAAAAGCGCCAUAUUUGAUAAAUUUGCUCCAAAAUUUCUUGAGUUCUUGGAAACAGCUGAAAAUGAUGUUUAUUGUAGUAAAAAAAUGGUGGAAUCGGUUCUUGAUAAUAUACUUAAUCCUACCAUGAACAAUACUAAAGAACAUAUAAGAUUAUGGUUGAAAAUUAUUAAAGCUGGUCUCCAUAGAAAUAAGUCAGUAAAAGAUAUUGCACAUGCCCUUAAAAAUAAAGAAAAGGUUUUAAAAUGGAAGGAUUUGAAAACUGAAGCUAAAGAAUUUUGUGAUGUUUUCUUCAAGAGACGAUAUUAUGUGAAGGGUGAUGGUUGGGAUGAGAGAGAUAUAACAGACGGUUUUAAUAGUAUAUUAGAGGAAUUAUUGAAGGGUUUUAAAAAAGGAAAAAUAUUAAAAUGGUUUUUACCGGAAGUAGUGGAUUAUACACUAGCAAUAUUAGAAGAUAAAUGUGUUGGAUUAUUUGAAUGUGCUCACACAGCUGCAAGUGAAUGUGGUGAUGUUAAUAUUAAGGAACAUCGCCAGUUAAUAUUUGAUUCGCUGAUAAGAAUUGAGGCCAUCAUGAAAAUGGAAGAUUUUCCAUGGGAGAAUUGGAAAUCUGGACGAGCUUUAACAGGACUUUCAGAACAUUUAAUAAGAGGCCUUGGGGACGGCAAAGGUCUCAAUGAGAAGGAAAAGGAGAUUUUGGCGUCGAUAACUCUGACUAAUUUUCAACAAGAUUUUAUAGAUCCCGAGAAGAAUGAACCUGGUGGGGUACAUUGUGAUUUCUUCUUCUCAUUAUCCGAUAACCUGAUGAAAUUGUUGUUGAACACCGGUCAAUUAGCCAAAGAAGAUAAAAUAAUUGAACUAUUUUUAGACAUUUUAAAACGCGAGGAAGAAGAUAUUUAUACGCGAGCUGGUUAUACAUUUCAAACAUUAGGGGCUAAAUCAGCCCCAAUAUUCGCACCGUAUCUUGAUAAGUUAUUAGAUGCGUUCUUCGAGAAUGAACAAUAUUCUAUUUUAUCAAUUUUACCAACGGCCUAUCAAGAAAACCCGAAACCCAUGAAAGAUUAUUUUCAGCGAUUAUUUGAGUACGUCGAAUCAUCAGAUAGCGGUGUGCUUUCUUAUUUGAUACAGUUACUACCACAUAUUGCUAAAAAGCAACCAGAGUUAUUUACAGAAGAUAAUAUAGAGAUGUAUGUGGAAGCUAUGUAUAAUGGUGAACCGACUCUUCAGUCUCUGUUUUUAAUGUCACUUGAACCCCUGGCAUCUAAACGACCAUCUUUAUUCAAGAAUCAGAUUGAUAAAUUCCUGGAACGUCCAUAUAAUGAAUAUGCCUAUUAUUAUCUAUUUAAAGUUCUUGGUAUUUUAUCUGCCAAAUAUGAUCAGAAAGUAGCAGAAAAAAUUCUGAAUUUUUUCCUGAAAUUUUUGAAAGGUAGUGAGGAUACGUCUAAGAAGGUGACGGUAGUUAUUGAAAUGAAGGGAUUGGUUUUACCACAUAGAACUUUAAUAGAGAAACAUCGAGCGUUUAUAGAAAAAUUGAGUACAACGGGUACUGAUCAAAACUUCAAGGAUCAGGCUAAAACAAUUAUAGAUUUACUGGAAGGUAGAAGUUUAGAGACAUUAGCUGAUGAUAUUGAUCUACAACAAGGUGAGAUAUAUAACCUAGAUACACGAGUUACAUCUAACGAGAAUAAUAUCAACCAAGUUACGGAGGAAGUUGGACGUCACAGCGAACAGAUUACAGAAAUAAGAUAUGAUGUAGACGAACAGGGUAAUAGAAUAAACGAACUUGGUGAAGUGGUGGACGAAACGGUACAAAAAGUUGAAGAAAUUGACCAAAAGACUUUAAGCCACGCCCCCUACUGGUCAAGGGAUGUUUGUAAACUAUUGAACCCUAAAACAGAAGCUGAUUGGAGAUUAUUAUCUAGUAGAUUAGGUUAUAGUAAUGAUGAUAUUAGAGGUUGGAGUCAACAAGCUGAUCCCUGUAUGGCCAUGUUAAAUGAAUGGUAUGCCACUCAUAAAACAAGUGAAGCCACAUUUGGUGUUUUUACAGCUCUACAAGAAAUCAAUCGACUUGAUGCUGCUGUUAUUGUAGAAAAUGCUAUGAAAGCUGCUGAACAAGUUGUUGAACAUGAAGAAUUUGAAUAUUCCACCCCACCUCCGAUAUUUCUGAGUUAUCAAUGGGGUCACCAACAAGAGGUCAAACUAUUACGUCAGCACCUAGAAAUGGCUGGCUAUGAUUGUUGGAUGGAUAUUGGACAAAUGGGAGGAGGUGAUAAACUAUUUGAAAAAAUUGAUCAAGGCAUCCGAGCUGCUAAAGUUAUUAUCAGCUGUACGACAGAAAAAUAUGCCAAAUCACCGAAUUGUAAUAGAGAGGUGAAUCUGGCUGUGAAUUUAAAGAAAUCAAUCAUACCAUUAAAAUUUGACAGUUGUCCGUGGCCACCACCAGGGUCGAUGGGACCUAUUUUCAGUGAAUAUCUGUUUAUAAUGUUCUACCAAAGAAAGAAAGAAGAAGAGACGAAUGAUGAACGAUUCUGGCCAGUACCCAAGUUUCAGGAAUUGUUGAUGCAGCUGAGUAUGAACGGCGUAGUGCCGGAUGAAUCCAAAGUUCAUAAAAUGUAUAAAAAAUGGUGGAUGCCUUUAGUGGAGGAAAUUAAAAUAGAUAAAUCUAAAACCAUUGGUGGAGGAAAAAAUCAAAAUAACGAAAAUAAAUCAACCACAACCUAUAAUCAACAGGUUGACAAAUCCCCGGAUGUAUUUAUAUCUUAUCAAUGGGGUAAACAAAAGAAUAUUAUGUUAUUGUAUAAAAGAUUAACAGAGUUAGGAUAUCAGUGUUGGAUGGAUAUUUAUCAGAUGGGUGGUGGUGAUUCGCUCUAUGAUAAAAUAGAUCGUGGUAUACGAGGAUGUAAAGUCGUCGUAUCUUGUAUCACAGAAAAAUAUUCACUUUCAGCCAACUGUCGACGAGAAGUUAGUUUAUGCGAUGCGCUAAAACGUCCAAUUAUACCGAUUCUCUUAGAAAAUACCACGUGGCCACCUAGAGGUCCAAUGAGCAUGGCGUUUACAGAACUCUUAUACAUUGAUUUUCAUUCGGAUCCUGAUGUUCAGGAAAAAUGGUCGGGUCCGAAAUUUGAGGAGUUGAGAUCUAAGAUUCGAGAGAUCCUGCCGUCUGUUGACGAAGGUGUAAAUGAAUCUGACGAUUCUGAACAAAAUGUCAAUAAAAACGGAAACUUGAUUACAAAAAAAGACAUACAGUCGGAAACGCAAAAAGGUGAUGUUACCAAAACAACUACGUCAAGUUUUGUCAAAUCAUCCAAAGCCAAUUCUGUGACGAAACCCGUUCAGACACGUGUCAAACGUUACACCCCGCCUAAUGAAAAUAACCAUGAUAAAACCAAACCCGCUGAUAAACAAAUCGACAACAGGGAUAGAACCAAACCCGCUGAUAAAAAAAUCGACAACAGGGAUAGAACCAAACCCGCUGAUAAACAAAUCGAAAACGACGAUAAAAUCAAAACCGGUGAUAAACAAAUCGAGAACGAGGAUGAAUCCAAACCUCAAACGCAAGUACCUCCUGCCGAGAAAACAGAGCCGUCCAAAGAAUCCGAAAAGAAUCCAAAGAAUCCUCCUGCACAGAAAACAGAGCCGUCCAAAGAAUCCGAAAAAACAGAUCUAAAUCCGAUACCCGUAUCACCGAAACCAAAAAAUACCACAUCUAAAUCAUGUAUUUUGUUAUGAAAAUGUGUAUCAGUUUUGUUAAGAAAGAUCGAAUUGUAAGUUGUUUUAAACAAAAGCUUUACAAAUAGUUUUAAGCUGAUCGUCAACAGCGAUAGAUGUUUCUUUAAACGACAUUCGGUCCGUUUUUGUGUUAGCAAAGAUAGAAUUGUGAUAGAUGGAGAUAUAUUGUGAUAGAUUAGCUAAAUUUAUUUUAGUAGUGGAUGCUUUCUUAUGCUACAUUCAGUCUAUUAUGACAAUUCGUCCAUUUAUUUUGUUGUUGUUUUUUUAUUAUUUCUGAAUAAAUAUUAAGCUGUGAUAUAGAAUGAUAAUAUGGCCUAAACCUAUUCUGCGGAUGUUUCAUAAAUUAAAUUUAUGCUACUGAUGUUAAACAGCAACCGAUAUUUUUGUAUGACAACUUUCGGUAAAUUAAUUUUAUUAUGCAACUGUGUUCGUGUAGAUGAUGAUAUAUUGACUGUUUUAGCUUCAAUCAUUAUACUAAUCUAUCAGAACUGAUGCUUUUUAUACGACAAGUUUCAGAUUGUUAUGUACAUUUAUUCGUUUUUUGAGGGGGAUUGGGUGGCCGAAUGGUUAGCGUACAAACAAUGACACAAUUUGCCUCGUACGGUCUACUUUGAUGGGGGGUUGGAUGGCCGAAUGGUUAGCACGUGUGCGCUGUAUCAUUAGGUCUGUCAUUGAGUCCGCUGGCGUGGUUUCGAUUACCCGGUUGAACAUGACAAGGAGUAGGGUCGCCUGUCCAACCUCGUGGGGUUUUCUCCGGGUCCUCCGGUUUCCUUCCACUGGUAAAGACCUCUACGCGCAAGCGUCUUAUUGAAAUGAAAUUGAACCAUGUGUUAGUCCCGAAAUGACCUAGUUUGUGUCGAGUGGACGUUAAGCUCUCUCUCUCUCUCUCUCUCUCUCUCUCUCUCUCUCUCUCUCGCCCAUUACAUUUAGUUAAUGAAUCUAGACCUCGAGCCUGUUAUGACAAAACAUAAAUAAUUUGUAUUGUUAAGCACGUCAUUUAUCAAAAAAUCAAAUAUGUAAUUAUAUAAUCCACUUUCCUGCUGUUGAAAGAGGCUUGAGGAAUAUAUAAUACCCAGUUACACGGACAAUAGAACUACAGAACUCGGUGACAUUCACAACCUUAAAAGGACAACAUCACUAUAAAACGCGGUGACAUUUGCAACCUUAAAGGGACAAUAGGACUAUAAAACUCUGUGACAGUCGCAACCUUAAAGGGACAAUAGGACUUUAAGACUCGGUGACAGUAGCAACCUUAAAGAGACAAUAGGACUACAGAACUCACAAUAAAUAAAACUCGGUAACAGUUGAAACCUUAAAGGGACAAUAGGACUAUGAAAUUCGGUGACAGUAGCAAUUUUAAAGGGACAAUAGGACUAAGGAACUCACAAUAAAUAAAACUCUAUGACAGUUUCAACCUUAAAGAGACAAUAGGACUAUAAAACUCGAUGACAGUACCAACCUUAAAGGGACAAUAGGACUACAGAACUCACAAUAACAAUUGCAACCUUAAAUAGUCAUUAGGACUAUAUAACCCAGGGUGACAGUUGUAGCCUUAAAGGGACAUUAGGACUAUAUAACCCUUAGUGACAGUUGUAGCCUUAAAGAGUUUUAUAAUCUCACAGUUUUAUAAACUCACGGUGAUAAUUGUAGCCUUAUAUUGAUUCCAUUCAAACAAUAUAUGUAUAAAUAAUUUUAGUCUUGCAAAAAAUAAUAAAAUGUAUUAGAAAUAUCCCACGAAAAUCAAGUCCGAACACUGGCAUACUAAAAAAAUGUUUAAAACCCUAUCCAUUGCUAUCCAGUCAUCGUUUUGGGCGUGGUAUUUUGCCCUAUGUCUAUUCCCUAGUUGUAAACAGUUUUCUUCAACAACAUUGUAAUAUUUUAUAAACAUCGCCGGU